GUAACACGUCUGGACAAGUCCUCUUUUUCUGAAGGUGUCUUCCUUUGAACUCGCACCUCUUUCUUCAGUCAACACUCCAUCCAAUACACACUCAUCAUCACCAGCAACACAUCGAAAAUGGCCGGUCUUCCCGCUCCUGUUGAUGGUGCCAGCCAGUUGGGUGUGGAUGGCACGGAUGAGGGAUGGUUUUCACCCGCAGAUGCUGUCAUGCUCGAAGGCAUCAUGUUUUCGGAGGAUGGAGAUGUGCCGAUGGAAAACCGCGACACCAACGACAUGCGAAUCGCCCAAAACAACCACAUCCCACCCAACGACCCGCAAAUAAACCAGAACGACCAUGUUCCAGAACAGAGACAAAUCCCAAUGCUGGAACAUUACCACGUUGUUUUGAAAGCCAACAGUUCGCCCACACAAGCCACCAAGGUCUGGAAAGACUACGUGCGCUUUGCUUAUGGAAAGAAGCGCUUGACAGACACUGAGAUUGUGUGUUUGAAGGCCCUCCAAGACGCUUACUACCGAUGUAGGGCCGACACAGACAGUGCUGCCGGUGAUAACGAUGCCUUUCCCAGGGUAACCUUUUGGGUGAGCGUGGCAACCGUAACCAACAAGAACAGGCCUGGGUGGACUACCGACAUCGAUGACAUCCGUUAUGCCCCGGUCAGUGACAAGGAGUUCAUGAAAGUCGUCCCUGCCAGUGACGAAUGUUUGCGGGAUGAGAUCAAGAACAACGGGGGAAGGUCCACGCUGGAUCGCAAGACUACCACCAAGCGCAAGAAGAAGGACGCGGUGCCCACAGUGGGUUCUAUUCAGCCACCACCACAACCGUUGGCCGUCGUCGUUUCAAGUAGCCCGCCCAUUGCCAACAGAAAAUUCACCCUCUCUGGUUUGACGAGGCUGAAGGAACGUGCUAUGGAGGUGAGCGAACAAUGGGCCCACGAGAGCACAGAGUUGGCAGAGGUAGUGUUCAAGGAGUGGCUGGUUCAAAUGUUUGAAGCUGACAUGGUUCACUAUCAGUCACUCUUACACGAGAACCCACCAAAAGGUGCACCGAGAGCCGAUGCUUACGAGCCGCAUCGUCAGGGCCUCCACGAAAGCCUGCUUCCAGAGAUUGUUAAUCGGUUGGGGAAUGGUAUGGUCCAGUGGUACGAAGAGGACUACAGGAGCAGGACGGCCAAACCCCCCUCUUUGUCCUUGAAUGAUCCGGAGAUGGGUCACGCAGGGGCAAUGGACGAGAGCACGGUCACCAUGGACACAGAGAGCCAAUUCGGAUCCGAGUCCGCGUGGACAUCCUCAGAGGUCGAUGACGCUACAACUGCAACGUGCAGCAGUAGUGUUGGUGAGAGUGGAAGCAUCUCACUCAAUCGAGGAGUGAAGUUCCAGUUGAAGGCUUGGAAACAAGGGGCCACUGGCGCUAUUCUUCCGAGCCCUCCUGCGAGGCAAGCUGACACAAGAGAGGUACUCCCCCCAAACGGGAAAAGUGCUGGUGCGGCAGCAGCACGCACUUUCUACCCGGCACAGGCAUAUGGAUACAAAAGACCAGAGGCACCUCCUGUCACCGGCCGUGCUGCUGCCUAUUGCGUGCUUGGAAACGCCCUUGGUACUGCCAAUCGAGCCAAGGGCGACUACGACGGGGCGUUGACGUGGUUCCAAAAAGCAUUGACUCGGCAGGAAACUGUCUUUGGUAGGAACCACCCCGUGACAGCCAAAUCUCAUUAUGACAUUGGCACAAUACUACACGAGCAAGGAAACUACGAGGGGGCUCGGGUGGAGUACCGCAAAGCGCUCGCUAUUUGGAAGUCAGUGAUUGGGAAAGAGAAAGAUACUGCAACAGUGUAUCACAAUAUUGGCAACGUCCUCAGCGCAUACGAAUCGCUGCAGGAUCUUUAGAGGCAGAACAACGGAGCCAAUGUCCCGUUGCUCAGACGUCCCUCUGGCAUCGAAUUCACGAAGAUCAAUCUUCGGCCACCACCGGCCAUCAGGCGGCCAAUUCAUGCAAUCUUCGUCUGGAAAAAUACGUAUGAGGCCACGACCUCGAACAUACAUACUAAUAACAUACAUUGGCGACUAACGCCACGCUACAGAACAAUGGUUUG
Molecule: messenger RNA, 2090 nt
Organism: Seminavis robusta
Lineage: Eukaryota; Bacillariophyta; Bacillariophyceae; Naviculales; Naviculaceae
Source: the annotation of a GenBank genome assembly